AUGGAACCACGCAGAUAUGAAGCAGAACACAAGGACCCUGCCCCCUUGGGCAAGCCGCUCGACUUCGUCUUCUCCAAGAAGACCGCACAGAACCGAUUCCUCAAGGGUGCCAUGACAGAGCGCCUCUCAUCCUGGGACCCCAAGAACCUCGAAGCUCGUGGUGUACCAUCCAAGAACCUCGUCAAUGUCUACAAGCACUGGGGGAAGGGAGAGUUUGGAGUGAUACUCACCGGCAACGUCAUGAUCGAGUACGACCACCUAGAAGCUGCCGGUAACCCCAUCAUCCCCCGUGGAGCCCCCUACGAGGGCGAGCGCUUUGAAAUGUUCAAGGAGCUCGCAACAGCGUCGAAGGAGCACGGCUCUUUGAUCGUAGCCCAAGUCAGCCACCCCGGCCGUCAAGUCACGGAAACCAUCCAAAAGAAACCCAUCUCCGCCUCAGACGUACAACUACAAGGCAACAUCAUGGGUAUGACUUUCGCUAAACCACGCGCCGCAACCGAGCAAGACAUCAAAAACGUCAUCGAAGGUUUCGCCCACGCCGCCGAAUACCUCGAAAAAGCCGGCUAUGAUGGCAUCCAACUCCACGGCGCCCAUGGCUACCUCCUCGCACAAUUCCUCUCCCCAACCACCAAUCACCGCACAGACGCCUACGGCGGCAGUCUCGAGAACCGCGCACGUCUAAUCGUCGAAAUCGGCCAAGAAAUCCGCAAACGCACAUCCCCCAACUUCAUCCUCAGCAUCAAGCUCAACUCCGUCGAGUUCCAGGAUAAGGGCUUCGGCACCGCGGAAGCAGGUACGCUGUGCAAGAUGCUAGAGGAUAAUAGCUUCGACUUUGUCGAACUAUCAGGUGGAACAUACGAACAACUCGCCUUCAGUCACAAGCGCGAAUCCACCAAAAAGCGCGAAGCCUUCUUCCUCGAGUUCGCAGAGAGUAUCACACCCUCACUCACCAAAACGCGUACCUACGUCACCGGUGGUUUCAAAACCGCUGCCGCUAUGGUCGACGCCCUCAAUACCGUCGACGGCGUUGGUCUCGCCCGCCCCGUGUGCUUGGAACCUGAGCUCCCGCGUCAGAUUCUCAGCGGCGAGGUGCACGCGGCGAUUAACCAGUUGACAGAUGACAACGACUUUGGGGCCACGAAUGUGGCUGCCGGCACGCAGAUUAGGCAGUUGGGCAAGGAUCAGAGGCCGAUUGAUCUUAGUGAUGAGAAGAUGCAUGAGGCGUUUCAGAAGGAUAUGGGGGCUUGGGCGAAGGGGUUUGAGGAGGAUAAGGAGGGCGGCAAGUAUGGGUAUGUGGAUAUUGUUAGUGUGGAGAGUGUACCUUAUGGAGGUGCUGCACCGGCUUCUUAG
Molecule: messenger RNA, 1350 nt
Organism: Pyrenophora tritici-repentis Pt-1C-BFP
Lineage: Eukaryota; Fungi; Ascomycota; Dothideomycetes; Pleosporales; Pleosporaceae
Product: NemA, NADH:flavin oxidoreductase, Old Yellow Enzyme family
Molecular function (GO): FMN binding; oxidoreductase activity
Source: RefSeq, a predicted model, not a curated record